AUGGGAGAGGAAAAUAAAGAAGAAAAAGAAGAAGAAACAAAGGAAAAAGAAAUGUCUGUAAUGGAUAAGCUGAAAAAACUUAGGGAAAGUAUUGUCGUCUUUCCCAUUAUUGGAAAAUGUAUUGGCGAAUUACCUGUACUGUUUCUGUCAAUUUCUGCAGCUAUUUUUGCAAUUUCCAUCUUGGGUUUUGUUCUCAGAUUGGAUAUUCGUGUGGACCUGAAAUCUGGUUAUACACCUCAGGAUGCGCCAUCAGUUGAAGAAAUUGGUGCACAUGUCAAAUUUUUUGGCAACCUGGUAACUGAUUAA
Enterobius vermicularis (human pinworm) is the source of this 306-nucleotide messenger RNA. The record is from the annotation of a GenBank genome assembly. Lineage: Eukaryota; Metazoa; Nematoda; Chromadorea; Rhabditida; Oxyuridae.